AUGCUACAUCGUGCAAUACCCCAGAAGAUAGCAGGGAUAAUGAAUCUCUGUGCAUCAAACCAUAAACACCUUGAGCCCGAUGAUCCUGCGCUCGUUGAAGAGCACAAAUUACUGCUUUCCAAGUUUAUGGAACCCUCUUCUAGGGGUACCAAGGAAAUCGAGCGAGUGUCCUGCAACAACUUUGAGACAGUUUUUCAUUCUCAGACAUCUAUGAGUAGCGCCUCUAACACUAUAAAUGAUGAAUUCAGCGCAGUUACCAAUCCAGGAGUCACGUCGGGAGGCAGGAAGGAUUGCAAUGCCAAAGUAGCUCUUGGUUUACCAACUUCUGCGAGGAAAAGGUCAACAUCCAAUUUGUCCAGUAUGGACAAGCAGACAUUUAGCUCUUCUGCAUCAUCUGUUGAACGGGACUCAUCAUCUCCAGGUCCAUCUUCGACCAGGUCUCUCGCGCCAAGGACACGACGUUCUACUCGCUCGAGAAACAAGCAAAUCAAUUAUUAUCCCGUGAUCAGCCUCUCUGAGUCUGACUCAGGAGAGGGUCCUUCGGGCAGUAGAGACACAAAAACAGUCAAUACCAGUUCACAGGCACGCAAUCGGCAGAGCCACAAACCUUCCAAUCAAUCAUCCAAGCGCCUUCAUCACCUGAAUUCGAAUACUGAUCCUCUUUCUGAUGCUGAAAUCCGUAUCAUCUAUUCUUCGCGAGGGGUGCAGAUUCGGAAAUUGAGCUUCACAUCGCUUGAUCAUCUCAAAGAUCUUAAACACGCACCAUUCUGCCCAGAGCAUAAUCCUGCCAAAUAUGCUAGGAGAUACAGAGAGUCCAUGAUAGUAUCAAGUGAGAUCUUGCAUGUUGAUUUUGACUCGCACGAGAUGACAGCUAUGCUCGGUUUAUUAUCAUUACAUGGGUGUCAGUAUUCACCAACCACAGAAAUCUCAAUCAGUGAUCAAGUUAUCGCAGUUUUGUCGAGUCAUGAUGUCCAUCGGGAUUUUGCGAAGAAAAUCUCUCUCCUGCGCGAACUUGCCAAAUACAUUUCAAAUGAGGCAGUCAUUGAUACGAGCACCUGGCUCUGGGAAGUAUUGACCUCAAAAGUCAGAAAUAAGAAUCAGCAAUCUGUGAGACAUUGCCUUACCCAACUCCUUACUCUCAAGGGCAUGGCAGGCGAUGGGGCCUUGUCCAGUUCACCCGCAGUCAUCAAACAACAACUCCAGAUAUUCCUAAGCUGCUUACCUCAUGCCUCUAUACUUUAUCGACGUCAGCCUGCCGAUAUUGGUGCAUUCAUCCAGGCUGCAAGAAAUGGACAUCUUUCAUCAUCGCCUUCGAUUAUUCAAGCUGCUCGAGUGACUGAUAGUAACAGCGGCUCCUCAGUCUUUGGUCCCAUUCGAGCCCUGAACAAUGUGAACGCAUUACUACAGAACCGUGAGCUAGGAGGGCCUGUAAAGCGACAGCUUCGAACUAAGGUCAAGUCAGAAUUCAGUCUUCUGAAGACCUGGAAAGGUGCUUCAAAUGACGUGAAUGUCCUAGCUUGGUCGCCUGAUGGUACCAAAUUUGCAGCAGGCGCCACUGCCCAAUGUGAUGAGGGCAAUAUGGAGUACAAUCGGGGCAACAACUUGGUUAUUGGGGAUUUGACGUGCAAUCGCCUCGAGGAGGUGCCUGGCCAUUACAUAAUUCGCCCUCCUGGGAGGGCUGCGUCUCAAAGGGCCUUAAGUGACAACCGUCUCUUCAUGAGUGUUACUGCUAUGCAGUGGUUCGAUGAUACACUUUUUACAGCCAGCUACGAUAAUACGGUGAAACUCUGGAGGUUUUCCGGAAACCAGAUAACAAAUCACAAAACGCUCCCACAUGAAUCGAAGGUAUUAGUCAUGGCGCGUUCAAAUUUUGAAGAGAAUCUGCUGGCAACCGGCGCGCAAUCUUUCAGACUAUGGAACAUCAUGGAGUCAAAAGAUGCUCCCCUGAUAAUUGAAUCCAGAAGAGACCUGACUCCGACUUGCUUGGCUUGGGGGAGUACCCAUGAUACUAAACAUUUAUUGCUCGCUGGGAUGUCAGAGAGGGAUGAUGGCUUACCGCACACUUGCCCAGCCCCGAGUGGCUUUCUCACUGGGUGGCAUGUGGGUGAGGCUUCAAUAAUCCCAACACCAUUUCAGCCUAAUUCACAGAAUAUAUUCGAUAUUAAAUGGCACCCGACCUUGCCGAGAUUUGCCACAGCAAGUACGGUAGGCCAGAGCCAAGUGUCUCGGGGAACCAGGUCUGUGGUCCGCGUUUAUGAACCACUGAAGUGGAAAUCUCAGACAAUUGAGUUUGAGUGUCCUGCUCUGGACAUCAAUGAUAUCACCUUCUGCCCAAUGAACUCAUAUUAUGUGACCGCCAGUUGCACUAAUGGCGUAACAUAUGUUUGGGAUUAUCGCAAACGAGACCAAGUCCUGCUAGAGCUUUCUCAUGGUGAACCUCUCAACCAAUUAGAUGAACUUCUCGAGAGGGAGCAGGAUGAUGUAGGUGUUAGAAUGGCCUUGUGGGGGGAUGAAAUCAACCAAUUCUACACAGGGGCCUCAGACGGUAUUGUUAAGCAAUGGAAUAUCUUGCGAGCUCAGGAGGAUGCCCUUACCAAAAAUGUCUUUGGAAUUGAAGAGGAGAUAAUGUGCGGUGCCUUUUCAAGUGAUAAGUCAAAUCUUUUGAUUGGAGACGCAGGCGGGGGGAUCCAUAUCCUCUCUACUUCAAACUCUUCGCCCCACGAGGGCAGAGACCCAAAUGAAGAUGAAAGAAAAAUGCAAUUCAGGCACGCAGCUCAGCCACCCUGCGAUGAUCACGCAUCAGAUUCAGAGUCUGGGCUUGUAGCAGCCCGAAAGCUACUUAAUUCUGGGAAGCUCAAAAGACACCCCGUUUUUGGAGUGGGUCAAGGUCCUCAUUAUGAUGGACCUUAUGCCGGGUGGGCUCGCCCAGGGAACCCAGAUAAACCUCAUCUUGCCAGUCUCAGACCAGAUGUUAAGAUGCGACAGCUCGAUGGGCCGGCCCCUAAGGAUCGCAUUGGCUUGGACGAAGAAUCACGGCAACUUGUGGAGGCUCAUAUUCAACUUGCUCGGAUUCGCAACCAGCGGCGAAAUGAAUAUAAAAGGAAACGCACUGUUGAUGUCAUUGAUCUCUGCAGUGAUGAAGAAGAUAACCGGAGCCCUGAAAGACAAGCGCAAAGUCGGCACAUUUACAUUGGAGACUUCAUGGGCAUUGCCAAUCUUCAAUGCGAGGUCAUAGACCUAACAGGUGACACCGAUACUGAUUCAGAAGAAAAUGCAAGUAUUGCGAGAGCUAGGUCACCUUGCUUUAAGUUCCCUAAAGUGGACUCUUCACUUGAAACGCUGGAGGCAGGUCUUGAAGACGACUUUUGGUGGCCAGACAGUGGCCAGGUCAAUCCUAAUUUUCCACAAGAAGCUUAA
Messenger RNA from Aspergillus fumigatus Af293, 3417 nucleotides. RefSeq names its product WD repeat protein. The record is from RefSeq and is a predicted model, not a curated record. Lineage: Eukaryota; Fungi; Ascomycota; Eurotiomycetes; Eurotiales; Aspergillaceae. Gene Ontology annotation, biological process: regulation of actin cytoskeleton organization; TOR signaling. Gene Ontology annotation, cellular component: TORC1 complex; TORC2 complex. Gene Ontology annotation, molecular function: protein binding.